GUCCAUGUACUCCGAUAGUGUGAGAAUGGACACACGUGUUCCUUACUAAGAUUGACCAAGUUGUUGAUUGUCAUAGUUCUAGUCUUGUCAUUUUUUGUUUCUUGACAUCAGCCAUUUUGACUCCAAAUAUGUCGAGUUUAUUGGGCCUGGUCAGCUGUUUACUCCAUUUGGUCAUAUUAGCUCGAUGUCAAGACACCAGUACGCUCCAGCCUUGUGUACCACAGGAUGACAGUGGUAUCAUUGAGAUUAGUUGCAAGGGCUACAAGAAAUGUGACAACAACUUAGUGAUAGAACAUCUGUGUGACAGUAGCAUGGUGUUUGAUAGAGAUAGCUUCCAGUGUGUGGACCGGAUCUCAAGCGUCAUCAGCUGUGCAGAUAGAGGCCAGUGCAACGGCAAAGCUGAUGGCAUAUACGCCGAUGAGGCAGAUAAAUGUGAAACUUACGUUCGUUGUUUAGGAGAGGCAAUCAUUGCCCAUUCGUAUUGCCCGACAAAGACAGUCUUCUCCAACGCCAUUCAGACAUGUGCCUUUAAAGACUCAGUCCCGCCUCCAUGUGGUACAAAAACUACAAAUGGCACUAACACUGUUGUUGGUUGAGCUCAGAUCACGUGUGUACACAACUAUUGGACUAGCAAUUGAAUGAAGGAAUAAACUGCUUUUAUUUUCUA
Messenger RNA from Biomphalaria glabrata, 667 nucleotides. RefSeq lists its product as uncharacterized. Lineage: Eukaryota; Metazoa; Mollusca; Gastropoda; Planorbidae. The record is from RefSeq and is a predicted model, not a curated record. The transcript has 5 exons. Bases 129 to 596 code for a protein of 155 amino acids. Gene Ontology annotation, cellular component: extracellular region. Gene Ontology annotation, molecular function: chitin binding.